Messenger RNA from Exophiala spinifera, 663 nucleotides. RefSeq lists its product as uncharacterized. Bases 1 to 663 code for a protein of 220 amino acids. The record is from RefSeq and is a predicted model, not a curated record. The transcript is spliced from 2 exons. Lineage: Eukaryota; Fungi; Ascomycota; Eurotiomycetes; Chaetothyriales; Herpotrichiellaceae.
AUGCCUCCAAAGCCUUCUGUUCGAGGAGAAUACAUCGAGACUGAGACAGGCAACAAGAUUUCACGGAAGGCUAGCGUUCUCGGCCCUCGCCAUAUCAUCCUUGCCGGGAAAUGCGUGAUACAGCAAGAUGUCGUGAUCAGAGGCGACCUCGUCCGGCCGCCGCAGCCUAAACCUCCCACACAACAAGGUGAUCAGAAAUCGACGACGCAGGAUCAGACGUCGAUACAUCUCGGACGCUACGUGUUCAUCAGCCCCGGAUGUACCCUCCAUCCUCCCUCUCGUCUCACAACGGUUGCAAAUCCCAACGGUGGUGAGCCACAGCAGAUCAUGACCUAUUUCAUGCUCAGGAUAUCCGACUACGUAUACAUUGGCCCCAAUACGCAUGUUCGCGCAGCGGAGAUCAAGAGCAAUGUUUACAUCGGGGCAGACUGCACAAUUGGAAAUAUGGUCAUCAUCAAGGACAACGUCAAGAUCUUGGAUGGCACGGUGCUGCCAGCGAACACCGUUUGGGCUGGCGGCACAAUCAUUGCAGGCCGCCCAGGAAGAGUCGUAAGUGAGAUUGGUGAGGGUUGGGCUGCCAGUGUUGCGAGUGGCUCAACGGUAGAUGAGGGUGUAGGUGUUAGGAGCAGAGAGAGGUGGGCAGCAGUUGGAAACAAGCGGUGA